This is a messenger RNA of Drosophila kikkawai, 3991 nucleotides long. RefSeq names its product Nuclear polyadenosine RNA-binding 2 (gene Nab2). Gene Ontology annotation, molecular function: metal ion binding; poly(A) binding. The record is from RefSeq and is a predicted model, not a curated record. Lineage: Eukaryota; Metazoa; Arthropoda; Insecta; Diptera; Drosophilidae. Gene Ontology annotation, biological process: regulation of mRNA stability. Gene Ontology annotation, cellular component: cytoplasm; nucleus.
ACCUCACAUCUCUAGUUUUGGAUAUCGGAACAGCAGCUGCGAUAAUUAUUUUUUUUUGGCAGAUUUUGCCAUUUUUCAUGUAAUACAAAUUGAAUCUUUUUACCAAGUAGACAUACAAAAAUUUACAUGAUAAUUGCCGGUAAAAACUUAUAGAGACACCGCAAAAAUGGAAUGCAAUCUGGGCAGCGAAAUUGGCCAGAAGAUGCGCAGCGCCGUCAAAGCGAAGCUGCUGGAGCUGGGCACCGGCGGAUCUUCCGGCUUUAUUGACGACGAAUUGCCAGACUACGUGAUGGUCAUGGUGGCUAAUAAGCGCACCAAGCAGCAGAUGAAUGCCGAGCUGAACCUUUUUCUGGGCGAUCAGACUGACUUGUUUGUGACCUGGCUGCACGAGGUGCUGCAGAAGCUUCAGGAGGUCACUCUGCCGACAUCCAAUGCUUCCAGCAAGAAGCGCAGGUCGCGCGGCCAUGGCGAAGCGGCCAAGUCAAAGGAAAAGGAUAAGAAGGUGUCCAAGAAGGACAAGAAGCCGCACCGCAAGUCCUGCGAUGAAAUGCAGGAGCCACAAUCUAGCUCUGCGGGUGGCAUGCCCGUCAUCACCUCUAUCACAGAUGUUUUUGCCGACGAACUAAUGCAGAAGGCAAAGAAAUCUCUGAACAUCGACAUCAAUGCCAAGGAUGAGAUCGUGCAGAAGAAGAAGAAGCGGAGGUCGACAUCGGAGGAGGAUGCCGUGAACAAGGACAGCGACAUAACGGCCAACACGUCGGAAAUCAGCUCGACCACUUGCGGGGUCAAUCGACAGAAGGAUCUCGCCGAGCUGGCCGAAAUCCAGAAAAAAAUCCAGGCAGCCAAGAAGCAUUUACGUCAAAUUGGCGAAAUCGACGACGAGAGUGAGGAGGACGAUGAGGAUCUGCUAAACUUAAGUGCCCAAGAUGAGUCGGUGGACCAGGAGGUCGAGGUGGAGCCGCCGCUGCAGACCGAAGCGCCCCCGCGUAAGGCCAAGAGUCCGAUUAUCUUCAAACGGCGUGAGAAGACGCCCGAAAAGCGACAAGAACCUGAGCCUGAUACAAACUCCAGUCGGGAAGCAGAGCCGGAGGAGGAGAAGGGGGAGGAAGGGGAGGUCGAAGACCCGCAGUCGGCAGAUGAGAAGCUAAAAGAAGACCGCUCUGAACGACGUUCCGUGCACGAUCGCCUCGGCUCUAAGAAUCAGUUACCCCCAGAAAAACCUCCACGCCCUCAAAAGGAGCUGUAUGUGCCAGCUCAUCGUCGACGCAGUGAACCAGAGUCCAGCAGGGAACGGAGUCAGCGAGAUCGCUCCCGGGAACCACGCUCUAAUCGGGAUACCUCCAGGGACACUAACCGUGGUCAACGCCAGCGACGCUCGCCUAGUCCAGAGGCACCCAGCAGCAAGCAACGCAUCGGUUCCCGGGUGAUUGUGGCGGUGCACAAACCGCCAGAACCCUCGGACGAUGAGGAUAUGGCAGAUAAGCCGUUGAAUUCGGUUAUUAAAAUCCAGCCCAGGCCAAAGGUCUCUCCACGACGGCAGGCCUGCAAGAAUCUCCUCCUGAGAGCAGUGGCCGAUGCCCAGCGUUCUACUAUUCUGGCCAAGUCUUCCAAUAAGAAGGAAAGCCAGGAGGCGGACAAAGUCAGUCCCUCGAAGGGCAAGCAAAAAUCGGUAGACCAAUCGGUAGAUCGUGUCAACGAUCGCAGCAGGGACCGUGGCAAGCGAAGUGCUGCCACGAACAGCGAACUUUUCCGGCGUAGCACUCGUGAGCUGGUGGUAAAUGUGACGCGACGGGAGGGCAAGCGUUUGCGGCGCUCCGAUGACACUCACGCCGAGAUCAAGGUGGUAGAGGAAGAGUAUGCCCCUAGUCUGAGCUCGAAGGAUUUCGAAGCCUAUGUUCCACAGCUACUGGCCAAUGUGGAGGACAUAGACUUGCACAUUAGCUCGCAUGACGAUGCUAGUCCCAGCUCCGGAGCGCGGAAGACACAGUUUGUGGUGACCUUGAACGGGGAUAAAUCGCUGGGCGGAAGAAGCAGCAGCCAAGGCAGCUCUUCCUAUCGCAAACGACCCAGUAGCUCCCGCAAACGUUCCUCCUCGCCAGUGUCCACACCGCAAGUGUCCUCUUCCAGCGUUGAGCCAACGUCCACGACUUCGGAAAAGCGAUCACGGCGCUCACAACCGGAGAAAAGUUUCACACCCUCACCCACACAGAGCAGUGCCUCGCCCCAGACGUCGCGCAGUCUCAAUCGCAGCGAGGUGCUGCGGCAGCCCCAAGAAGUUAAGAAGCUCGUCAUCAAAACCGACACCGAUGAAGAUGACGAGAAGCACAAAAAACGUUCGUCUAUUAGGCGCUCGAAUACAUUAACGUUGGCGACCUCGGCCAACGGCCACAAGGACAAUAGAGCCAAGCCUCCGGUCGAGGAACGCUCGACCACUCCGCCCCUGCCGGCCAAACCAAAGCCCCGGGCGGAGAAGCGACCGGCCAGCAAGGAAAAGGCCGCAAACUCUAGCGGGGAACCAGCAGCGGCUGAGAGCUCCGCCAGCGUCACCACUUCCUCUGCUUCUACCAAAGGCAAGCACACACCUAUUCGCUUCACUCUGAGAAACGAGGACGAGCCGAGUUCGAAAAGGAAGCUUCGCUCCAACAGCCCCGAACGCGACGGAGUGCCGCUGGACAAGCGCAGAAUACCCAUACGCAGUGUUGAGGACAGAAAGUACGACAAUCUGCCGGCAUUAAGCGCCGUUAGCGUGGACUCUGCCGUGCUAAAGGUGGCCAAGCCCAAGGAGAGGUGCAAGUACCACCCGAACUGCACAAAGCAGUUCUGCGAGUACUACCACCCGACGGCGCCCUGCAAAUCCUUCCCCAACUGCAAGUUCGCCGACAAGUGCAUGUACUCGCAUCCCAAGUGCAAGUACGACAUGUCCUGCAUGAGUGUUGACUGCAACUUUGCCCAUAGCGGGCAACGGGAUCUCAGCCAUGUGCAGCUCACGGCGCCGCCUCUGUCCUCGCACGUAAUACCAGUACAGAACUACAAGUCGAUAUCGGCGCCAGUGACCUCCACGACUGCCACGACGAUGUGCAAAUACUAUCCAAAUUGCUCUAAACUGGGCUGCACUUUCUAUCACCCAAAGCCCUGCCGCUUCGGCAAGAACUGUGUCAACAAGCUGGAGUGUAUCUUCUAUCAUCCGGAGAUGCAGAGCAAAUUCAAGUGGGUGGCCUCGCUGGGCUGAAAGAGAAGCACAAGCACUCACACACACACAAUACAUUUUAACAAUAUUUAGCCAAGUCUUACUAACCACUUCACGCUCCAACCAUUCAUUCGACUAUUGUUUUACCCAAUUUUACAACUAGGCGCGCUUGGAGUUGACCUAUUUUCGCCUAUUUUGCCUAUACUUAUUUUCAUUUGUAUUCAUAGUACUCUUGCAUAAACUUAUUUAAAAAAAAACUUAUUAUUACACAUUAGAAGCUCUCUUAAAAAAAUAAAAACAGCCGAAGUUUGUUGUUUGCAUUCAAAUCAUUAAACACGUCAUGCCUACGUUGACGAAUAAAUUUAGCAAUAGUUGCUACAAAUUGAAACAAAAUGAGCAUUUCUUGAUUUAUAUGUAUAUCAGUUACGUAUGAUAACGUAUAAGUUGAAGAACGGGCAAGUUAUAAAUUUUAUUCUAUUUUCUGAAAAUUGUAAUUAAAGUGGAUCUUAAAUUGAGACUAAUUUGCUUAAGGAGGGUAAGGUAUUUAAUUUUUUCGUAAAUUUAAUGUUUAAUGUAUGAGUUUUAAAAUGUUUACCAAUCGGUUUAAAAUUUGGAACAAAACUUUUAUAACUAAUGUUAUAGGUACCUACGUCGGGUUUUUUAAAUUAUUAAUAUUAUUAUAUUUUUAUUAAACAAAUGAACUUAAUUUUUAACCAAAAAUUGGAAUUUUGACUUCCAAUUUUUAUAAAAAAUCGGGGAAAAAAAUUUUAAAAUAAAAACGCCACGUGAGUUGACUAACUCUUU